GUCUGUCUAAAUGGGAACAACAAUGUGUGAGGAAACGAGUAAUUGCACUAGAAAUGAUUUUUGAGGAAGCGAGUUGUAAUUUUAGUAAAUGUGCGUCAAUGUAAUAACCUGUAAUACAUCUAUAGUUGGAUCUUUCCCAAUUUGCAACAAUAAAUUGAAAAAAUAAUACUUCCGCGGUAUACUGUUCAUAUAUAUUUUUACCGAACGAUUGUUACCUGUGUUUAACUCGGAUAUAUACUUACACUGAGUUACACCGUCCUAUGGCAUGCCAAUAACAUAAUAUAUAAAGUAUACACUUAAUGCACGAAUAUACUUAACAUAAGUAAUUUGAUCAACUGACAACUUCGCAAAACAAUGUUUAUUUAUUUAACAGUUAUCACUAUACUGUAUUUGGGCCGGUUGAACGGGGUUUCGUCGCUGAUGUAUCCGCACGACUACGGUCCGACGCUGUUCGCGGGCGCCGGCAACGUUACGUUCGACUUCAUAGUGGUGGGCGCCGGCAGCGCGGGCGCCACUGUCGCAGCCCGCCUCAGCGAGGUACCCGAAUGGAACGUGCUGCUGUUGGAGGCAGGUGGUGACCCACCGGAUUACACGGAGAUGCCGCUCAGGUUCAACGAGGCGUUAACAAGUGACAUCGACUGGACGUUCAUUACCGAACCCGAACCUAACCUGUUCGGCGGCCUGGAACGCGGUCGGUGCCAGGUGUCCAGGGGCCUGACGUUGGGCGGGUCGUCGUCCAUAAACGCCAUGAUGUACUUGCGGGGUACCAAGCGCGACUUCGACGAGUGGGAGCGGCUGGGCAACGCGGGCUGGGGGUUCGGCGACGUGCUACCGUACUUCGUCAAGUCCGAGAACUUCACGGGCGACCGCAAUCGCCGGGACAAGACGCCGCACGGUCGCGGCGGCCCGUUGACCGUCAGCCCGCUGGUUUCCAUCGACCCGGCGUACGUGACUAUCACGGACGGCAACCGGCUGCUCCGGUUGGCCGAGCUGGACGACAUGAAUCGGUUCGCACCUCCGGCAAUCGGCUACGGGCCGAUGGACUUCACGGUGCGCGACGGCCUCCGAUGCAGCACGCUCAAGGCGUUCCUGUUGCCGGCCAGCGGACGGCCGAACCUGUUCGUGGCGAAACACGUCAGGGUGACACGGGUAAUGAUACGACGGACCGAGUCGCUGGGCGGCGGAAACUGCACCAGGGCGGUGGGCGUCGAAUACGUCUCGCCAUCCGGGCAAGCCGGGCGCGUGCACGCGACCCGCGAAGUGAUACUAUCCGCGGGCGUAAUCAUGAGCCCUCAGAUACUAAUGGUGUCGGGCGUGGGUCCGGCGAUACACUUGCGCCAACACGGAAUCCACGUGGUCAGAGACUUACCGGUCGGCUACAACUACCAGGACCACGUUUCGUUCGCCGGACUAGUGUUCAGCGACCGGAAAAACCGAUCCCAAGCCGACAUAGCCCGCGAGAGCGCCGACCUGACCCGGGCCACGUUCGGCUUGACGUCCCGGGGCGUGGGCACGCUGGGGCUGACAAACCUCGUAAACUUCGUGGACACCGCGGGCAAGGGUCACGCCGACGUGCAGGUCGUGUACCUCAGGUUCCCGUACAAGAGCAUGAGGAACACGCCGAACAAGCGGAGCAGGCUGUCGAACUUCUUCGGGUUCUCGGACCGGGUGGCAACGCUGUUCGACGAUCUGAACACGGUCAGCGACUCUGUGUUCGCCAUACCGAUCAACGUCGACGGCCGGAGCACGGGGCGCGUGGCUCUGCGGUCGGCCGACCCGAUGGCGCGUCCGAAGAUCUUCACCAAAUAUUUGUCGCACAACGACGAGAUCGAGACGCUUUUGCGCGGGAUCGAUUUCGUCGUGCAACUGUCAAAAACGGAACCGAUGGUGAACGCGGGAUUGAAACUGGAACCGAUCGCAUAUCCGGACUGCGUGGCUCACGUCUGGGGCACCAGGGACUAUUGGGUGUGCGCUAUCCGGAACAUUGCCACGUCGUUCUACCAUCCGGUGGGCACGUGCCGGAUGGGACCGACCUGGGAUCAUCGGUCCGUCGUUGACACCGCGCUAAACGUGAAAGGCGUGCGCGGUCUGCGGGUGAUCGACAGUUCGAUAAUGCCCAAAGUCGUAUCGGUGAACACAAACGCCGCGACCAUAAUGAUCGGCGAAAAGGGAUCUGACAUCAUAAAAAAAUUUUACGGUAAGAUCGCAUGAUGGAUACAAACAAUUCGUUUUAAUUUUGUAUUCACGAUUCUGCAAUAGACGUUAAUGUUUCUAUAAACAAAUAUUAUGAUCUCCGUCCAAAUAUCUCUUGUUGAUUUUUUAACAACACACUAUUACUCUUUAAUUGCACACAGAUAAUAAAUUAUAACUCUAACACUAAUAGCAACUAUACGAAUACAGUAACAAUUAUUUACAAUAGAAUUAAUUUAUAAUAAGUUGAAUGAUUUUUUUUUAAACAUAAAAAAU
Molecule: messenger RNA, 2466 nt
Organism: Melanaphis sacchari
Lineage: Eukaryota; Metazoa; Arthropoda; Insecta; Hemiptera; Aphididae
Product: glucose dehydrogenase [FAD, quinone]-like
Exons: 4
Coding region: 355-2211 (618 amino acids)
Molecular function (GO): flavin adenine dinucleotide binding; oxidoreductase activity, acting on CH-OH group of donors
Source: RefSeq, a predicted model, not a curated record